Kalmanozyma brasiliensis GHG001 is the source of this 294-nucleotide messenger RNA. RefSeq names its product Ribosomal protein/NADH dehydrogenase domain protein. The record is from RefSeq and is a predicted model, not a curated record. The transcript is spliced from 3 exons. Bases 1 to 294 code for a protein of 97 amino acids. NCBI's taxonomy places the organism in Eukaryota, Fungi, Basidiomycota, Ustilaginomycetes, Ustilaginales.
AUGUCGGCCAAACAAUUGACAAAAGCACUCCCCAAAGCGCUCAAGGAGGUCCGUCUUCACCUCUGCCAGACCGGUCAGGCCUCUGCAGGAGCAAGGAAGUUCCUCGAGACCAACUACCAGCCCAUCAAGUCAUCGAAUCCCGACCUCCCCUUCCUGGUCCGAGAGGCUAGCGGAACCCCCGCACGUGCCUUUGCCCGUUUCGAGCGCGGUGUCGAAAAGCACGUUGAGCUCGACGGCCUGAGCUCGGCUGACGUCGAGAAGAAGUUUGGCGAGCUGCUCGCUUCCUCCGCAUAG